AUGUCAACUGUCGAAUCUCCCCUCGCAACAAAAGCACACCAGGGUGCGAAACCGCAGGAGGGUACUUCUGAUGUGUCAAAAGCCGAUCUCGAGGCUCUUUUUGCAGAGGAAAGACCUGGGUGGACUGGUUAUGUCGAGUGGGAGCAAUAUCCAGACAAGAAGGAGAUGGCAACGAAGAUCUUGGUCACUAAAAAGUUCACUCCUAUCCCUGAAUUCCAAUUCGUACCACUGCCAAAUACCAACCCAGUUCUAAUUGGACAUCGCUGGAAGGAAUAUCAUGAGGUUUUAGGGUUGAAGAGUAUUGUUGAUUUCAGCUGGGAGACUGUACAGAAGGAAAAACAUGAUUUGAUCCAUAUCCUCGAUUUUCCUUAUAACGGAGAAACCAGACGGCCCCAACUCCUUGAGGGAAAGAUUACCUCGAAUGAAUAUCAUUUUGUCCGUAAUCAUGGAGGUGUCCCUAAUAUUAAGGAGGAUGAGUUCGAGCUCGAAAUUGGAGGUCUGGUUAAGACCCCUGUCAAGCUAUCCAUGAAGGAUCUCAAGGACCCGUCCAAGUUCCCGUCAGUGUUUUUCGUACCAUCUCAUAAGGCUUACUCAAUCCAACAUCCAACAGGCAAAUCGAGAUGA
Messenger RNA from Marasmius oreades (fairy-ring Marasmius), 624 nucleotides. RefSeq lists its product as uncharacterized. NCBI's taxonomy places the organism in Eukaryota, Fungi, Basidiomycota, Agaricomycetes, Agaricales, Marasmiaceae. The record is from RefSeq and is a predicted model, not a curated record. Gene Ontology annotation, cellular component: mitochondrion. Bases 1 to 624 code for a protein of 207 amino acids. The transcript is spliced from 4 exons.